AUGAUCCUGCUGAUCACCGUACUCAGCCUGCUCCUCAGCAGUAUCUACUGCUUGGAGGGGAUGGCUUAUGCUGCUUUCGAUAAUGAUGAUAUCUAUCAAUCUCGCCUGCCUGAUUUCCGGGACCCGACUCCCUCCUAUGCCCCUACACCUGGCCGUGAAUGGACGCCAUCUGUUCUCUGUUCAUCCCCCGACCCCGACCCUUUAAUAUUCAGUGAACGUUCAUCGCCGUUGCAUAAAUCGCAGUCUGAUCAACUUGAUUUUAUGCAAGAAGGUGAGGUGGAUGACGGAGGAUUAGACUAUGUGCAUUACCAGAUCGAGUGGAGGGUAAAACUGAAUAACCGUGUGGUGGCAAAGGACACUGAACAAGACUUGGCCCUGCCACCUAGAUCCUACUGGGAGCGGAUAAAGGACACAGCUGGAAAUAUUCUACGGAGAAAGAUUGCCCAUAACCGACGGCGCUUUGAAGGCGCUAAUGUUGAUUGGACUACGGUAGAGAACCAGCUGCUGAAGUGGGCCAAUCUCUACCGUCUUGGCAAAAAACUCCGAAUUCAGAUUACCAUUAACUAUAUAGAUGAUCAUGGCCGACUUUCAUCAAGAAGUGAUAAGAGAGGAAAAUCAUCCGUCACUAAGGGAAUGAUUACGGAACGUGACGCCGAGAUGGAUGCCGAGCAGGCUUCCGGGGGUCAUGGAGUCUGGCGAGAUGUGUAUAGGAUCAUGCGUUGUCCUGGACCUCCAUGCCGCCACGAAGGACAAUACUGCUGGCAGGAUCCGCACGGAAAAAAGCAUUACAGAUUACGUACAAACCACUUGAAGAUGCUCACCAGAUACGUGCAGCAGGGAGGGGUCAUCGAAACACAUGACGACAUUCCGGAUAGCCUUCGUGAACAACUUUAUGCCGAGGAAAGCCAGCGGCUUGAACGACGAAACAAAGGCUCGGACAGCUUAACAUGUGGAUCAUGUCACCCAGUCCACUUUCAUCUUCCAUCUCAAAUGCCCAUUCCUACAACUAGCGCUGCUGCUGAAAGUACGGCCCCAGCUCCUAAGCAGACUGAUACAAUCGAUAUUCCUGGACUUCUCGAUAUAGCCGUCAAAGAAUAUGCUGCCUGGCACCAGUCACGGGUGAGCAGUCAGACCUUUAGGGAGAAUAUACAGAAAGCUUGCGAUCUGGCCCUUGAAAAUUGUCUGGAUCUCAAGCAAAUCCACGACGAUCAAGAUGCGGAUUUCUUUGUAAAAAACGGCGUGAAAGCAGGAGCCGCCCGGCGAUUUGUUAGCGAUAUCGCCCGCUGGGUGACGCGGAACAGGGAUGCGAAUGAACUUGGGGAGUGA
Penicillium malachiteum is the source of this 1326-nucleotide messenger RNA. RefSeq lists its product as uncharacterized. The transcript has 3 exons. The coding region runs from base 1 to 1326 and encodes 441 amino acids. The record is from RefSeq and is a predicted model, not a curated record. NCBI's taxonomy places the organism in Eukaryota, Fungi, Ascomycota, Eurotiomycetes, Eurotiales, Aspergillaceae.